GACAUAGCUAUGCUUAAAAAGAUUGGAUCGCGCAAUUCUUAAUACUGUUUGGGUCGUUGUGACCGUACAAACGAAAGCGACCCAUAUUGAAAAACGCAGAACCGAAAUUUAGAGAGGGUGCACUGGAAGCAGUAAGGCAUCAUGUGGUCGACUAAAGUGUGUCGAGUGCCUAUCACAGCAUUUGUUGGAUCGAUAGGAAAACAGCACAUACUUAGUGCAGCUCAAAAGCCCUGCAUAUUUGUUAGAGUACAGCAAUGUUCCCAAAAUACACGUUCAGCAUUCUCCAAGAGGGCUCAAAAGAGAGUGUCUUUGAAGGAGGCCACCAUGGCACCUGCAGGAAACAAAGCAUUUCAAAUCGGAAAUGGUGUAGCAGCAGGUGCAGCAGCAGCAGGAAUUGGAGCUCUAUGUUACUAUGGACUGGGUUUGUCCAAGGAAUCUGGGGCUGUUGAUAGAGCAAUGAUGUGGUCCCAAGAGGUGAGACAACGUAUCCGUUCCACCUAUAUGUAUUUCGGUGGCAGCGUAGCAUUAACAGCACUGUCAGCCAUGGCUGUUGUACGGACACCCGUCCUCAUGAACCUGGCGAUGAAAAACUCCUGGCUGGCAAUAGGUGCCUCCUUUGCUGCCAUGAUAGGCUCCGGAAUGGUUUGUCGAUCCAUCCCCUACCAGGAGGGUUUUGGUGCCAAACAACUGGCAUGGAUGCUGCAUAGUGGUGUGAUAGGAAUGGUGAUUGCCCCUAUAACAUUGAUGGGUGGUCCAGUCCUUAUGAGGGCUGCAUGGUACACUGCAGGAGUUGUGGGAGGUCUUUCUACACUUGCCAUGUGUGCACCUAGUGAGAAGUUCCUCAACAUGGGUGCCCCUCUGACCAUUGGUCUUGGUUUGGUGCUUGUUUCUUCCCUUGGUACUAUGUUUUUCCCACCAACCACCGCCAUGGGGGCAGGACUGUACUCCUUCAGUGUGUAUGGAGGUGUGGUUCUCUUUGGAAUGUUCUUGCUUUAUGAUACACAGAAAAUCAUUAGAAAUGCCGAACACCACUCACCUUACUCACCUGUUCCGUAUGAUCCAGUCAACCAAUCCAUUGGAAUCUACAUGGACACCAUCAAUAUCUUUAUCCGGAUGGCAAUGAUUCUUCAAGGUGGCAGAAAGAAGUAAUGUGUUGCGGAGAUGACUUGAUCAUAACUCAUUAUAAAGUGUGGUAACGUCUUGAUAUUCCAUUGAUAGAAUCACUUUUGGAGAUGAGGAUAUAUCCAUGAGAAUCCAAACAUACAGGAGAGAGGUGAUUGGCCCAAGAUGUACAUUCCUAAGGGCUUGUCAAAAGCAGGAAAUUCUUUAGAGCUUGUUGGCAAGAAGGCUCGCCAGCCAGUUGUGAUAUAAUCACAAUAUAAUAUUUAUAUACCUGUAAAUUUACGAGAUUGCAUCACUGUGCUAAGUAUAAUUUGUUUAUUAUUUACACUGUGUUUUACAGAUUUCGUGACAGUUAAACACAAGAUAUACUUUUGAUAAGUAUCAUCUCUCUUGCUCUUUACCUGGUAGCUGUUCAAGGAAAAAUGUGAAAUUUAUUAUCAAAGAAUCCUUCGACAUUUGCUAUUUGCUUGGUACAGUUAUACCUGUGAUGUGCUUAAAUGAUUGUAUUAAAAUUGUUACUCUGUUUUA
Pecten maximus is the source of this 1650-nucleotide messenger RNA. RefSeq names its product growth hormone-inducible transmembrane protein-like. Lineage: Eukaryota; Metazoa; Mollusca; Bivalvia; Pectinida; Pectinidae. Bases 142 to 1149 code for a protein of 335 amino acids. The transcript is spliced from 8 exons. Gene Ontology annotation, cellular component: mitochondrial inner membrane. The record is from RefSeq and is a predicted model, not a curated record.